CUUGUCGAUUAGGAGGCUUCGGCCACCGACCCCCUCGACGUUAUCCGGGAAACACGACCACUGGGCGCGUCCUGCGUGGGCAGACAAGGCCAAGGGAUGUGCUCGGCUGCUCGGUACCUGCCGUACAUAAAAUAGCUCCUAACAGGGCUGCCAGUUGUGAUAUUUCCCAACUGGAACAAUAGGCAGUGACAGGGUAGGGAUCAUGAUUACAAGUUGCCGUUAAUGGAUAUGAGGCGAAGGUGGUAACCUCUGACCAUGGCCGAUGAUUCUUACUACGCAGCCCUGAGAAGCUGCUCCAAGGCAACCGUUUCGUCCCAGCUGCAUCGCGAAUUAGUUGCGUUGUGGAAACCCACUGUAGAAUCCCUCUUAUAGGGCGUCUAACGCUUCCCCGGGAUGGGUGGGGGAAGAUAUUAGGACGUAAAAUUUUCCAUCCCGACUCCUGAGAAAGUCGAUCGUGUGCACUGUGUGCAAACACAGUGUCGGACCGACCGGGUGUCUUUGGGUUAGGACGGCCCCCAGCGGAGACCAGGUCGAGCAGACUCGGGUGGGGGCCGUCCUGACAAAGGGACAUCCCCGACGUGCCGCUCCACGGCCCGAUACCGAGUUGGGGAGGGGUGUUUUGGGGAGGGCAUAAAGAGCGCAAGCUCGACGGCUCUCUGACGCCAUUUCUUAAUGAAUGUAAUAUUUCAGUUGGUAUUUAAAUUCAUAAAACGAAGGGCAAGAGGUUUUGAAAAAUCGUGGGUGAAUAUCUGUAGAAUUUAUAGCGCUAAAAUGAUGUCUUGUACUUGUGUUUAAAUUGUAUAACUGUGAAAUGAGAAUGUUGCCUUGGUCUUACUCUUAGUACUAGUCUUACUUUUACUCUUGGUUAAAAUUAAAAUAUCUUCCAUUCAUAUUACUAUGACUCAGUAAACUCAGUAUGACUAUACCGUAUACCAUCUAUGGGACCAUAGUCAUAAAAAGCAUAGGCCUACUUUACUAUACUUAAAUACUAUACUUAAAAAACGUAUCCAUUUAAUAAUUAAUUUCUAUUAUUUAUGUCCUGUGGGGUCGUCCAUUAAUUACGUCAACAAUUUUUACGCAAUUUUUUUACAUAUAAAUGUAUAAAUACUAAAUACAUUUUACUUUGUGCUGAUCUAUUUAAAUGACACAUAAAAUUGCAGGGAAAACAUUUUAUUACAUGUUUAACGUGUUAGUUUAGCUUGUUAAUCAACAAGUUAACAAGUUUUUACACUUAAAUUUUAUAAUGCAGAAUCAAUUAAAAGGUUGUUACGGAAUAAAUAACAUUGUUUGUGGAAGUAUAAAUAUGAUUAUUGACAUUGUCAGUAUAACUGACAAUUAUAGUAUGGUUUCCAGCUGCUAUUAUCUUCCCAUGGAGUAUUGCAUUGCCCCCCCCCCCCCCCCCCUUCUUGUUUUUUUUUUUUUUUAUUUUCUUCCCCUUGGGUAUUGCCUUGCCCCCCCCCCCCCCGACUUUGCUGGUUUUGUUUAUGUACUGUGUGCUGCUAUGUACUGUGGCACCUCCAGUAAUAAACAACUUAACAAGCCGACCCCUCCCUUCCCCUGAAAAAACCCUGAAAUGACGCCCCUGAUGGGCAUAGUCUAUAGUAGCUGAUUUAUUAUUUUCAUCUUGCAGAUCUGAUAUACCAGACAAGUCAACAUCAUCCUUAUCUAACCAUUCAGCACUUAAAUAGAAGUAUUUUCGGUGUGAGCAAUAAUUGCCAUAAGCUCUCUCUGUCUUUGAGUUGGUGUAGUUGUUAUUGAACACUGUUGAGUUGUUUUUUUUUAAAUUGAACGCUGUGUACAAUGAUGUGUUAAUCAUUCUAGGGAAAGGUUUAAGAGAAAAAUGACAGGUGAAGACAGUGGAGUAGCUAGGGGGUGCUGACCGCACCGGAUGUCACCAUAUCAGGGGGUGAUAGUGAUAUCAGCAAGUGAAGAAGAGUUAUUGGUGUUCGUUCCAAAAUUAAACUCUUUCUAUGAUGAGUUAUCAGAGGAUGAACUUUCAAAAGAAAUACCUAGGCUUAGAAGACACUAAAGGCAGCUGAUAUUGCAUUUCACAAAUUCAAGGGCUGGUCAGUAUUUGAUGUUUUACAAUUCAUAGCUGAAUGAGACUUCCUAGAAUAUCUUCCAAUAUUCUCGCUAAGCUUUCAAUUGUCUUACGAUCUGUGUGUCUGUGGUUUCAUGUGAGCUGAGCUUUUCAAAACUAAGGCUGAUCCAGGCCUAUUUACUCUCCACCUUGGGAUAGUCAAGGCUUUCUAAUCUGGCUCUACUAUCAGUUGAAAGUGAUACGGUGAAGGGUAUUCAAUUUGAUCAAGUGAUUGACAGAUUUGCAACUUGUAAGACCAGGAAUGGACAAUUUUUAAGAAAGUAAAUUUAAUGUAAAAAUAACUAUAACUUAACGUUGUUACUUCUUCUUCUUCUAUAUUUUGAGGGCCCACAAUCAAUGUAUUGAUCAUUCUAGCUCCUAUAAAUUUUUAAAUACAGUUCUUAAAUACAUUUACCUCCUGACCUUUAAUUAAUUUAUUUUUGUUCUUGUCAUUUUUAUACUCAAGACUUAUUUUAACAAUAAAAAAUCCAUCUUGGAAGUCGGGGUAGAGGGGGGUGGCACCAUGAGUUUACCGGGCGGGGUGACACCGACCCUAGCUACGCCACUGGAGGAAGAGAUGCCAACUUUUGACUUCUCUUGCACUAACAGAGUGUGCUAACAUUCUGACCAACCAUCUGCAGUGCACAGUCAGGCACACAUUAAAUAAGAAUGAAAAAAUUGUGCUUAUUUAUAAAAAACAAAUUGAUGCACAAUGUUUUUUUUAUAAUAACAAAAAAUUCAGUUUUCUAGGAUAUAAAAAUUUUUAUUUCCUACCAAGGCUGUGUAUCGCUGGCAGUGAAGUACUAGACUCAAUUACAAUAAAUUACAUUUACAUACAUAUUUGACUUAACUUACAUUUACAUACAUUAUCAAAUACUUGAUUACUCAUAAACUUUUCCCAGGCACUUCAAUACUUCUUUCAUCUCUGAAGUAGAUUUGAUUAAAGAGAAAUAAAUUUGAAUAUGCAUGAAAUUAAUUCAUCAUCUACAUGAGAUAUUUAUUCUCAUGAGUAUAUCAAGGGAAUUUUAAUUGCAAUUUGUCAAUUAAAAAUAUGCAAAAAUGCUUUAUAUGGAAGAGAACAAGGAUGAUGACAGAGUUCUAGAUUUAUUUACACCUGAGUUUAAAAGAUUAAAAGCAAGAAAUCCACCACCUGAUCUCAGUGAGGUUUUGGAUCUUUCCUCCCCAAAGCCAAAUGAGGUAAGAAUGCCUUGGGAAGUGUUUUUGCAAAUUUUUCAUAAAGCUUGUUUUUCUUUUGCAACAAAAUAGGGAACAUAUUUCAUUAACAAAUAUUUCAAAUAAUAAAAAUUAAGAUGUAUCAAUUCGUAAACAUUUAUUAAUCAUCACCUUGUUCAUUAUUUUCAUAGCUUUUUUGCCCCUACUUAGCUAUUGAAUCUGACCUUACACCUAUAAAUGGCCUGAAGCCAAGCAGAGAGUGGAACGUAUAUCAAUUCCCAAGAUUCCCAGGUACAAUACUCAUAAGCUUGUCAUAUAUUUUUUAAUGAAAAUUACUAAUGCCAGUGCCAGCAUUACUCGUUGUCACCCUUAUGAAUUUGAUCUUUGGCUCUCUCUACAUCACAGUGAAGUUGCACACAUUUCCAAUAUUUUACAUAGCUCUUUUUAUGAGGAAAGGGAAGGAGGUGUUGAUUUUGCAUACCAGUGUGUAUGGUCUGGAGUGGGGGAGGGGAGGGGUUUCCAAUGCAGAAAUUAUAUACAUUUAUUAAAGAAUUCUGCAAUGAUUAUUCUGAAAUUCUGACAGUCCACAAAUAGCCUAUUUAUAUCUCUAAUGCUAUACAAAAAAUGUCAUGCAAUAUUUUCUUAUUAUCAUCAUACCAGUACUUUUGCAUUGUCUUUUUUAACAAGUGAACUCACUAGAUAUCACACUAAUAACAGUAAUAUUGAGUCCACCGUUCAACUCUGUAUGACUCCGUGCGUGUGACGUAAUUAUUUUGUUCCAAAAAGUUUUCUAUUCUCUGUGCCCUUGACGAAUUUAGGUUUUCCCUAUGUGCCCUAUGAAAAAUUUUAACUAGUACACUUCGAAAUAGAGAACAGGCUUUUUGAAAUUAAAGGGUUGGGUAAAAAUUUACACAUGCAACAGGGAAAAGGAAGGGGGGGGGGGGAAUUAGUCUUUUUUUGGAUGGUCCCUUGAGCUAAUUGAUGACUAACAUUGGCAGCAAGUAAGUUAAUAUUGUUUUUGAGAACCAAAAAUUAUUAAAUUUUAAAAUGAUGGUUGUCAUAAAAAGUUGUCAUCAUUAAUAGCUGUUAUUAAAUGACACAGAGGACAUUAUCUUUAAUUACCACAAUGGUGCAGCCAAGGAAUGUUACUUCACAUUCCAAAUAGGAUAACAGUUAUGCUAGCCAGGUGUUAAACUCAGGCUGCCCCAUUAUGUGUGUCAAACUUUCUGACUACAACUGACCCUCAUCAUAUCCUUUAUAACAGAACAAAUGUCAUGUGUAUAUGUCUAUGCAUUAUUGUUAUAUAUGGUCAUAAAGACAGAAACUAAUUGACAAGACAGAGGAUUCAUUCAGAUUAACUAGUUUGAACUAAUAAUGAAAUUAAUUUUGAAAUAAAUUUUUGGAGAAAAAAAAUUCAUUGCAUGCUCAGUUUUAAAAAUUUAUGUUACUAAUUAAUGCAUUGAUUAUUUUUUAAAGCCAAAAAUACCUGAAUGUCAUACAUUCUUUAUGUUGGUAACGAUCAACCCCGUUAUUACUCUUAACUACUGAGCCUCUUGCUGGUGUAAGCCUGUCACUAAUUUAGGCCCACUAACUGUGAUUUUUGUUUUGUCCAUUAUCUCAAUAACAAAAUCAACCACACUCUUUAAUUUUUAAAGGUUUCUUUGUUGUGCAAAACCCAUUCUUGGAUGGAUAUGAUCGAUAUUGGGUGUCACGCUGUCUCAAAGAUUUCCCAUCAAACAAAGAUAAUCUAACCAAUUUAUCAGCUUUAGGUGAAAAAAGAGGUCAGAAUCUUUGGGAUGAUUUUGUUAAAAAACAAAGGUAAUUUCACCAGGAAUACUUUUUAUGAUAAAAAAAUCUAUGUACUUUUCUCAUGCACUGAAUAAAAUUACAAAAAUACUUUCAAACUAAGCAAAGUAAAUUACUAAACUUAUUUGGUUACAUAAUUUGAAACAUAAUUUUUAACAUGUUUAAUGCAAUAGAGAUAAGUUGAUUUUUUUUUAAAUGUAUUAUGUAGAUGCCGACCUAUAGUUGCUAACACUACAUAUUAAGUAGGCCUACAUGGUGUAAAAAUUGCAUUUUUUAAAUGAUAAAUGAAAAGUAAGAUUGAUUCUUAAUUUUUUAGUAGUAUGCUCAGUAAGGGAGAUCCACUUAGGCAGUUGCGUUGGACUACACUUGGCUAUCACUACAACUGGACAACAAAGGUAAUUUAGUAGACCAAUUUUUUACUCUGUAGAUAAAAAAUAUUGACAGCAGGCAUGACAUGUAAUUAAAAUAUCACAUUUUGUAUUUAUUGUUUUAUAUGGCUGAUAAAGGUAUUUCUCCAAAAAUAUAUAUAUUUUAUGUUGUUUUUUUUGUUUGUCUCUCUCCAAGCUUAAAAUAAACCUUGUUACAUAAUGUUGCCUAUCUUAAUAGCUUGACCAGCUGUCCACUAAUAAUAUUUCUGUAAAUCCCCAAUAGCUUAGCUAUGGCAUGCCUAAUAUAUUUGUCAACAGUAAAUACUUUGUAUAUAAGGCUGAAGUUUAAAUGCAUAGAUUCUGCAAAAUAACAAACUAAAGACUAAAAAUAACAUCCACACGUCCUAAUAAUGUCAUCCACACGUCGUAAUGAUGAUAUCUACACAUCCUAAAAGCUAUCAAGUGGUGAUCCUGACCCUCAUCUCCACUGAUGUCCUGCUGAAAUGAGUCAUGUAUAAAGCACAUGGCCAAUGCUAAAGCUUGGAUUGAGACAAACCAACACACCAUCAAGACUCAGCUUGGAGUUUUUGUUCACUCUCACCACAUAACAUCCAAUUAAUGCUUACCGCCAUUUUAUUUAUCACAGGCCAUCUAACCUUUUAUGGUUUAGUCUUUCCUGUUAUUUAAAUACUACUUCAUUCUUCCGCUUCACGUUCCCAGCUUCAGUCCUUACAGUUGCUGUUUUCAGGCACAGUUGUCCUACUUAACUACACAAACACAGCCAUGCUUGCUUAAGACAAAUAACCAACUCUCAAUUGAAGCAAUGACGAUUCUUUAUUAUUUUUCACAACUGGCAGUUUACAAAAACGUUCUUCACUAAAAGUUCUUCAUGACACUACUUCUUGUCCUCUGACCACUUUCAUCUCCAAUUACUAGAUUGCACCCUCACACGACAAUCAUCACUCAGCAUUCCCACAAAACAGAAAAAUGAACUAAUCCCACAAACUGACCUUACAUUACCACCACCCCCCCCCCACCCCCCGACCUAUCACAACUCACAAACAACUUUCUUAAACAUACAUUCAUGCUCCCAUUUCAUUUCAUUAUAUCCCCCCCCCCCUUUUUUUUUCCAUUGACAUAAGUUACAGAAGUGAUGUCACACACAAAAAUGUUACCGUAUUACAAAAUCUAAACAUCUUUUUUUUAAACAAUGCUAAAAAUCACACAUUAUUAGAUACAAAACAUUUUUCAAUAAACAAUACUUAAUAUUGGCCUUCUCUUUACAAUACUAAAUAUUGGCCCUCUCUUUACAAAACUAAAUAUUGGCCAUCUCUUUACAAUACUAAAUAUUAGCCUUCUCUUUACAAAACUAAAUAUUGGCCAUCUCUUUACAAUACUAAAUAUUAGCCUUCUCUUUACAAAACUAAAUAUUGGCCUUCUCUUUACAAUUAAGAUCAAGGGCCAAUUGUAAAUCAAAACACAAUAUGACAUUGCUAUUAACAGCUAGUGAAAAAUUAUAUCCUUUGAAAAACCAACAAUAGUCAAAAUUACAUAAAUACUCACAAUAUUAAUUAACUGUUCUUUAAAAUUUCCUUAGGUUCUUUUUAAUUGAUUAACUUAAUAAGUAAAAAAACUCAACACAUCCAUAAUUGGACUCAAAAUUAAAUUUCUUAAGCUUUAAACUGGCUGCUGCAGAGAAAAAAAUAUCAACACCCAAAAGUAACAUGUAUUUUACUGUUCACGCAAAUUCAUUACACAUUGCCUCACUUAAAUGUAUAGCAUAGCAACCCCAAAAAAAUCAUAAUCGCAACUCAUGGAAAACACUCACCUCUUCAACAAAUUCAAAGCCUCUAAUAAACUUAAAGCCUGAGCCACCAUGGCUCUCAAUCUUUGUCACUCCUGGCUCUCAUGACAUAAUAAAUCGAAUAUGUCCUUCACGUCAUGAACAACCCCAAAAUGUUCUCUUUUACCCUAACCCCCCAGGAACUGGCAUCCAACCCCUUCUUUGACGUGACUUCAAAAAGAGAUGCAACCUAUAAAAAUUUUAUUCAUGUUUUAUAAACCUACUGUUAAGUAGGUCAGCAUAGCCAAGGAAUUUCUAAGACAUUAAUGUCCAACACAUCUAUGCCUUGGAGUACAUAUAUAAACCAAAAUUGAACAUCACCAUCUCAAGCAUGAAAGUAUAGUGUCUAGAAUCUAGACACUCUUCUACUGACUGGAUGUAUAACCUAAAUAACAUAAAUAUGAUAGUGUCUAGACACACUAUACUGACAGACUAAAUAACCUAAAUCUGAUUCAUUCCAACUGAAAUACAUAUAUAUUUUCAAACAUACUUUAAAUAAAUAUUCUUUUCAUUUCCAUUAAGCAAGCAAGAGAUAGUUACAAAAUUAAUUACGAUCUCCUCAUGGCUCACUCUUUAAUAAGCACACAUUCAAUAAUAUAUUUAAUUUGCAUGAAAUAAUACAUUUAAAAUAGAUGACGCAUUUAAUAACUUAAAGGUAAUGCAAUCCAGCAAUGGUAUUACUAAUUAUGAGAACAGCGAUCCUACACUUCAUUCUGUUUGUUAAGGACUGCAUCAUUUACAUUUAUAAUUAAUCACACUUUUUACCUCAAGCCAGAUAAGGCCAGUCAAGGAGAGGAGCUAAUUAUAUUUCAGGCUUCAUAUGAAGAAUAACACUCUUAAACCAAGUGAGACAGUAUGUCUGUCGCGAUAUUGUUUGUUCCCUUUAUACUCUUGCCGUGUCAGGGCCCAUCUUUAAUGCCUUUAUCUAUCCCAGGCCAAUAAAAUGGGCUGGUCUUAUUGACGUGUCCAGCUAGUAGUCUUUUGCUUGUCCAUUUGAGAGAAUGGAGUCCCUUCUAUUUUUAGGUAUCACCAACCGAUCUAUUUGACUUGUUGUUUUUUCUCUCAUAAUGUUUAUAGAGGAGCUCUUUCCUAACAACAAAAGGAGUUAUCCCAUUAACCCCCUCAGGAAUUGACCUCGCAUUCCCCCCCCCCCCCCCCCCUUGUUGUUUUUUCUCUCAUAAUGUUUAUAGAGGAGCUCUUUCCUAACAACAAAAGGAGUUAUCCCAUUAACCCCCUCAGGAAUUGACCUUGCAUUCCCCCCCCCCCCACUCAAUAAAAAAUUACCCUUACAAAACCUCUCACCAACUUAUGAUUAACAACUUUUAUUAAAAAACAUUCACCAAGCUCCCUAAUCCAGUUCAUAACAACUAUCAAGACAUUUUCUGCCAAUGUAUUGUCCAUGGAGUUCAUAUUUCUACCAAGACAUUUUCCUUUCUUCAUAAUUUUUUAAAGUACAUUAUAUUUAUAUGUGUAUAGGUGUAAGUCAGAAUAUUUCCACAACUUAUGAAAGAGUAACCCUUCAAAUAAAUGGAUAUACUAACCCUGGAAUCCUUAGCUUGAACCUUGAAGAGGUUUCAAACGUUUAACUAACAUUAAAACCAUUGAAUCUUCACUUUACCAAGGGUCAUGGGAGCAUGAACGGUUCAACUGAAUAUAACUGUAAUUAUUUUCUAGGAUUAUUCGGAUGAUAACCAAGGAGAUUUCCCCCAGGAUGUCAACUGUUUGUCUCAGUAUUUAGCUGCCAGUCUCGGCUUAGGUCCUUAUCACGCUGAGGCUGCCAUAGUCAAUUAUUAUCAUUUGGACUCAACACUGGCUGGACACACUGACCAUUCAGAGCUUGACCUGUCUGCCCCAUUAUUCUCUAUAAGGUUGGUUUUUUUAUUGAAAACGUCAUUGUUAUAUGGUUGUCUAUAUCUUAUUUUUAGGAUGUUUAAAAUUAUUACUUAAAUAUUUCUGUUUUGAAAUAGGACCCAAAUGUCUGCAUUUUUUGAAAUUUUAAAAACAAUUACAGCCUGUAAUCAAUUUUUUAAUUAUCAUGCUUUAGUAUACCUUUUUUUUUUUUUCUUUUUUUUUUUUGGAUUAUGAAGCCACAAAAAAACUACUAUUUUAAUGGUUAUUAAAGCCAUAACAUUUAAAGGUAAUUUUAACCAAAAUUAUAUUUUUAAUAUUUGAUCAUUUUAAUCUUGUAUUUCAAUUUGAAGUUUUAUUGUAUUUUUUGUUUGUUUUUUUUGUUUUUUUAUUUUUUAUUUUUUUUUUUUUUUAUUUUUUUUUUUUUUUUUUUUUUGUAUAUUUUUUUUUUUUUUUUUUUUUUUUUUUUGGAUUAUGAAGCCACAAAAAAACUACUAUUUUAAUGGUUAUUAAAGCCAUAACAUUUAAAGGUAAUUUUAACCAAAAUUAUAUUUUUAAUAUUUGAUCAUUUAAAUCUGGUAUUUCAAUUUGAAGUUUUAUUGCAUUUUCAGCUUUGGUCAAAAAGCUAUUUUUCUUCUUGGUGGAACAACAAAGGCUGUGAAACCAAUGGCGGUAUAUGUGAGAAGUGGUGAUGUCUGUGUAAUGAGUGGGGACUCUCGUCUUGCUUACCAUGCCGUGCCUAAAAUUCUCAGCACCCCAACAUUUCCAAAAAUCUCAACAAGCAGCCACUCACAGAAAAACUCAGUUAGAGGAGAUGUUGGCAGCAAAGUGAUAGAAAAUGUAAACCAAAGUGCUGCUGAUGAAAAUGCAGACGAUGACCCACUUAAGGAAAAAUCAGCACCUGCAAAAAGACAAGCAGAUUUAAAUAGUUCAUUAGAUGCAUCUGAGUCCUGUGCCUGUAAAUUACAAAAAUUAAUUGACACCAGUUGUGAACAUUUCUCACAUAUGACCCCAAUGGGACAUUCUAUACAACAAGGAUUAGACCUAGUUGUGAUGAACUGUGAUAAUCAUAAACUUCUGACUCAAAACUGUAGCGACCAUAGCUACAAAGAAUACCAGUCAAACAUAGACCAGGUAAAUGCUGGUAUAGUAUCUGUGUUAUCAAAUCUUGACUUCAAUUAUUUCAGUCUUUAUCUCAAGUCAUCAAGAAUAAAUCUGAAUGUGCGACAAGUACUGCCACCUGGUAUAAAAAGAUUAAAGGAUUUUAGCAGGCAGAACAAAAGUUUAUAAUUUGUGAAAAAAAGGAAAAGUGAUGGGGAAGAGAUACACAAUUAUCCACAGGUGAACUGAAUUUUUCAUUUCCUGUGUCAUUUAAUCUGAAGGUUAUAUUAACCGAAUUUUUCAAUUGCUGUUUCAUUGAAUUUGUACUUUAAUUAACUGCAGUUUUCAACAAAGAAAUUCAUUAUAUCUGUAUAAAUUACUUUAUGUUAAAAAGUUCAUUUGAAGUUUUAUUGAAUUAUUGUCUCAGCUUUUCUUGAAAUUGUAUAACUGGCUACUUUUCGCCUAUUUCAAACAAUGAGUAAAAACAACUAGCUAAAUUUUUUAAUGCCCACUAAACCUCCUCCCCCACCCCCCCCCCCCUUUCUCUUCCCUCCGAUGUUCUCUCCAGUUUCAUUAAAAUAAUAUUUGAUAUAUAUACUCUGCUUUUUUUUAAUAUAAAAGGCUGCCACUGUCAUUUAAGCCCACUCCCUAGAAAACUUUGAAAAAUUCAAAACACACGGAUGCAUUUUAGGACAUACCUGAAUAUAGUUUUUAAUCAUUCUUUCUACAGCAGCAUUUCCAGACCUUUUUUUACCCUCAUGACCCACUCAAACUUUUAUCGCCUACUCUGACCAUUGGGUAAAAAAAAAAGCUAAAAUGAAUACCAAUACAGUGUUUAUAUUUAAAUUAAAAUUGCAUUGCCUCUUAGAAAAGUGUUGAUAAAUUUGUGUGCAUUUAUAACUAUCAGUGUUUAGAAAGUCUUUUGACUACCAGAGUUACUAGCAAUGAGUUUUCAAGCUCAUCCUUAACAUGUAGGUUUUUUAUCAAAAUAUUAAGAUUGUUAUCCAUUACUAUUAAAUUUCUUGGUUGACAUAUUUAGGACCUUUUUUUUAAAUUUUGUUCAGAAUACCUACUUUAAAUUUAGUCUAGAUCUUAAAAGUGAAAGUUUAAAACUUUGUGUGUCUGAGUCAGAAAACUAUUCAUUCUCUAAUUGGUGACCCCGUUUAUUAAUCUAACGUACAGAACAUAUGUCUGCCAUUACACAAAAUUAGAGGCCAUGUCACUGUGUAGUGUUUCUUUUAACCAUGCCAUAAAAAUAUCGGUGGUGUCUAAAGUAUAGUACCUCAUUAUGAAAAGGAAUUAAUUUGUUGAAUGAAACAUAAUCUAAUUUCAUAAAAGAUUUAAGGAAGAGAGAUUUGUGUAGAUAGUUAAAUUUAAUAAGUGUAUCCAUGUGUGGUAUGAUAGUUACACUUAAUAAGUGCCCCUAUGUGUGAGAUGAUAGUUAAAUUUUAUAAGUAUUAUAAGUGCCC
Lymnaea stagnalis (great pond snail) is the source of this 11688-nucleotide messenger RNA. The record is from the annotation of a GenBank genome assembly. Lineage: Eukaryota; Metazoa; Mollusca; Gastropoda; Lymnaeidae.